Molecule: messenger RNA, 2127 nt
Organism: Phacochoerus africanus (Common warthog)
Lineage: Eukaryota; Metazoa; Chordata; Mammalia; Artiodactyla; Suidae
Product: calcitonin receptor-stimulating peptide 1
Exons: 11
Coding region: 894-1949 (351 amino acids)
Cellular component (GO): extracellular region
Molecular function (GO): calcitonin receptor binding; hormone activity
Source: RefSeq, a predicted model, not a curated record
ACCCUCCAGCGCGGCAAACGCUGCAACAGCAUCGGGGGCCGGUGGAGGGCAGCAAGGACCCCAGUUAAGUGGUUCCCCCAGGCAGAGCCGAAAUUAAACCGAACUCUGCCAUGAGUGUGACCCGAGCCACAGGUCCGAACCUGAGCCUUCUCUAUAUCUUUCCGCACACCUGCCUCGCGGCACGUCUGUUUGCCGGUUAAUUGCCUCUUGACUGAGAACAUCUAAUUUACAAGAUACCCUUAUUCAACUUUUCUCCUUCAUGCAACAGACUGCUUCUAUAAGGCAAAAAAUGUGGCACAGAGGACUUCAACACAGACUUCUUGACCAAAUGAUUGCAUGCUCUGGGAGUUCAGAGGACGAAGGCAAGAAGCUUGGCUUGAACUGUUUGAUGCUAAUAUAAUUUAUUUCUGAGGCAAGUUGAAAAAUGAGGUAUAUCUCUCAGAGAACAUCAGUCCAACGCAGGAGAUACUCGGCAGACCUACAGUUGCAGCUGCCUGAAUCAGACCCCCUGCUUGGGCACAGAAUCAUCAACCUGCUGCGCAUUAACCUCCCAAACCGCACUUGGACAUGGUAGUCUUAGGGGACCGGGGAUGCCUUGUAAUGCUGGACUCUGCUCUACAAAGAUCGCAUAGCUGGGGAUGGAGAGGGAUGCGAGCCUGUGAAACCGAACAGUGCCAUCGCCUGACGCCAACGCUGCUGCCUCUGCUCCCUCCUCUGCUCCAGUCCACCUGGUUCCUGCUGCCCGGUAAGCCCGGAGAUGCCUGCUAAGCUGUGGUUCUGUUUCUCUCUCCCUCUCCUCCCUUCCCUCUCUCUCCAUUGGAUUUUCUUAGCUGAUCUCUUUUCCCGUCUCAAAGUUCCUGUCCACUUCUCUCUGGGUCUCUUCAUCCUGUAAUAUGCCUUACUCUGCAAUUCAUUCUAGGCUCCUUUCACAGGUAACUCUGGAUGGUCUCAGUUCGGGGAUUCCCUGCUCUACUCUUCCUGAGCUGAGCUGGGCUCCAGUCUUGUCCCCGCAGCAGACGUGCUUAGGUCCGUGUUGGGAUUUUGGAGCUCUCCAGGCACUUCAGGGAGAGGAGGAUGCAGGAAUAGCUUUGAGCAGAAGAAACUUUCAUGGAUCCCAUCUCCUCUUACCUACAAGGAUCGCUGGAAAUGGGGGUGCUCUUUGCCAGAGUAUGGAGCAGCUGGACGGUAAAAUCUGGUUCUUCAGAGUCUCAGGGAUUCCAACUGCAGAGAUAUGUCCUCCCAACUCCCCUUCCCCCCAGCCAGGUAUAAGCAAAAAUCAGGCAUCAGGAGAGAUGCUGAUGGGUUGCACUAUGGGAAAAGCUGUGGUGACAGGUACUGCGAGUCUGUCCUCCAGGAGUCCUGGCCAACAGGUUGAAGGCUCACUGGAUCUUCCAGCAGUCCACUUGGCUGAGGAGGAAAUGAUGGUGAAAGGAAAGGACACGAGCAGCCUGAAGCCAGGAAGCCAGGGAGUUGGAGGCAGAGGCAGGAGCAGAGCCCAGGUCUGUGGGCUCAAUGAACUUGGAACUGCUACAGGUGGUGACAUUGUUCUUCCCUUGCAUAGGGGCACCAUGGGCUUCUGGAAAUUUCCGCCCUUCCUGGUUCUCAGCAUCCUGGUCCUGUACCAGGCAGGCAUGUUCCACACAGCACCAAUGAGGUCUGCCUUUGGGAGCCCUUUUGAUCCUGCUACCCUCUCUGAGGAGGAAUCACGCCUCCUUUUGGCUGCAAUGGUGAAUGACUAUGAGCAGAUGAAGGCCCGUGAGAUGCAGAAGCAGAGGGCACAGGGCUCCGGCAUCACUGUCCAGAAGAGAUCCUGCAACACUGCCACCUGCAUGACCCAUCGGCUGGUGGGCUUGCUCAGCAGAUCUGGGAGUAUGGUGAGGAGCAACCUGUUGCCCACCAAGAUGGGCUUCAAGGUCUUUGGUGGGCGCCGCAGGAACUUUUGGAUCUGAGCAGUGGGAUGAUUCCAGGAGGAAGGUUACUAUGACUCUGAACUCUACUUCGUUAAAUUUACAAUGAAAGCAACCUACUAAAAAAUAGCAUGGAAGACAUCCAUGUAUGCAUGCUUCUCGAAACUGAAAACACUCUUUUCCUUGAAAUAAACUAAAACUAAAUGCAAAAUAAAAUCAA